Messenger RNA from Cyprinus carpio (common carp), 6537 nucleotides. It is a transcript of the gene cita, whose product is annotated as citron rho-interacting serine/threonine kinase a. Gene Ontology annotation, cellular component: cytoskeleton; cytoplasm. NCBI's taxonomy places the organism in Eukaryota, Metazoa, Chordata, Actinopteri, Cypriniformes, Cyprinidae. The record is from RefSeq and is a predicted model, not a curated record. Gene Ontology annotation, biological process: peptidyl-threonine phosphorylation; actomyosin structure organization. The transcript has 50 exons. Gene Ontology annotation, molecular function: ATP binding; protein serine/threonine kinase activity.
UGAGUUAAUGCUGAAGCGUUGAUCGUUUCCACACAGACAGCAGCAGCAGUCAGUCAGAGAUGUUCCUCUAAACGCGAUUAAUCUACACCAAACCUCUUAUUUACAGGUUCAGAUAUUCUCACACGAGCGUUAGGGAUGCUGAAGUUUAAAUACGGAGGCCACGUAAGUGUUGGGGAUAUGUCUGCAGUCGUUUGAGUUAUGUGCCGCUGCGCUCGACUCAAUCAGCUGCUGCAGGGGAAAUGCAGUGUGUCAGGUUCUACAGGAGUGAUGUGUUGUAAUAUGAAUGAUUGUGGUUUUUCAGGGAAUGUGGAGUGCGUCGGGUGUUAGCUCAUGAAGAUCAAACAUGUGGCCAACUUUGUCAACAAAUAUUCUGAUUUGGUGGCUGAAGUUCAGGAACUGCUUCCUGGUAAGAAGGAUUUUGAGGUGAGGGGCAUUGUGGGAAGGGGGCACUUCUCCGAGGUGCAGGUGGUGAAGGAGAAAGCUACAGGAGACGUGUACGCCAUGAAGAUCCUGGACAAAACCAGCCUGCGUUCACAGGACAACUGGAAUUUUUUCAAAAAAUUAAAGUGGAUUUUUGCCCUGAACUCCAGUCCCUGGAUCCCUCAGCUCCAGCACGCUUUCCAGGACCAGCACCACGUCUGUCUGGUGAUGGAGUUUCUGCCCGGCGGGGACCUCAUGGCUUUGAUGAACAGAUAUGAAGAUCAGUUAGACGAGUCUAUGGCUCAGUUUUACCUGGCGGAGCUCGUGCAGGCCAUUCACUCGGUCCAUCAGAUGGGAUACGUUCACAGAGAUAUUAAACCAGAGAACGUUCUGAUCGACCGGACGGGUCACAUUAAACUGGCUGACUUCGGAUCGGCGGCCAGACUGACGUCUAACAGAACGGUGACGUGCUCCAAGCUCCCGGUGGGCACUCAAGACUUCCUGGCCCCUGAGAUCCUGUCCGCGCUCAACGGAGGGCCGACGUGCAGCUACGGCCCCGAGAGCGACUGGUGGUCCCUGGGCGUCAUCGCUUAUGAACUGAUCUACAAGAAAUCACCCUUCGCUGACGGCACGUCCACAAAAACCAUCAACAACAUCAUGAACUUUCAGCGUUUCCUGAAGUUCGCAGAGGAGCCCAAAGCCAGCGCUCAGUUUGUCGACCUGCUGCAGAGUUUGUUAUGUGGAUCGCGGGAGCGUCUGGGAUACGAGGGCCUGCGCUCGCAUGCCUUCUUCUCCUCCGUCGACUGGACCAACCUGAGACACGCGCUCCCUCCGUUCGUUCCGUCUCUGCGUUCUGAGGAUGACACCUCCAAUUUCGAGGAGCCCGAGAGGCCCCCCCGCCCUGCGGCCGCUGCCCAGCGAGAUCAUCCUCGCUCAGGCUUCCACGGACGAGACCUGCCCUUUGUAGGGUGGUGCUUCAGUCGGGCCCUGAGUGCACUGGCCAAGUCUGAAUCGGUUGGCGCAGGGCUCAACUCUCCGGCCAAGACCAACUCCAUGGAAAAAAAGCUGCACCUCAAAAGCAAAGAACUGCAAGACACUCAAGACAAAUGUCACAAGAUGGAGCAGGAGAUCUCGCGGUUUCAGCGUAAGAUGACUGACCUGGAGUCAGUCCUGCAGCAGAAGGAUGUGGAGCUCAAAGCCUCCGAGACCCAGAGGAGCAUCCUGGAGCAGGACCUCGCCACCUACAUCACCGAGUGCAGCAGUCUGAAGCGCAGUCUGGAACAGGCUCGUGUUGAAGUGUCACAGGAAGAUGAUAAAGCGCUCCAGCUCCUCCAUGACAUCAGAGAACAGAGCAACAAACUCCAGGAGAUCAAGGAGCAGGUGAACAAACACUGUAGGAUGGAGGAGAUGCAGGUGACCAUCAGACAGCUGGAGGAGGAUCUGUCUGCCGCUCGCCGCCGCAGCGACCUGUACGAGACCGAGCUGCGAGAGUCACGGCAGACCAGCGAAGAGCUCAAGAGGAAAGCUGCCGAUUACCAGCAGAGGAUCCAGAAGGCGAAGGAGCAGGGGAAAGCAGAGGUGGAGGAGCUGCUCUCUAAACUUGAGAAGACAAACGCCGAGCAGCAGCUGAAGAUCCAGGAGCUGCAGGAUAAGCUCUCGAAGGCGGUUAUGGCGAGCACAGAGGCCACGGAGCUGCUGCAGAACAUCCGUCAGGCCAAAGAGCGUCUGGAGCGAGAGCUGGAGCGUCUGCGCAGCAAAUCUGACCCCAGCGACACGCUGCGCAGACGCCUGCGAGAGACUGAGGUACUGAGUUCACUCAAACACACUACAGUGUUUAAUAAACUGAAGGACGACAUCCAGACCAAAUCCCAACAGAUCCAACAGAUGGCUGAGAAGAUACUGGUGAGAGAGGAAUGCUUGCGGGACACUCAGGCCACAGCGCAGAGGAUGGAAGCCCAUCUGGUCCAGAAAGAGCGACUCUAUGAGGACAAAAUCAAGGUUCUGGAGGCUCAGAUGAAGGCAGAUCUAGCUGAUAAAGAGAGUCUGGAGCACAAACGAGCUCAACAUGAGGAAGAGGCGCGAGAGAAAUGCAAACUCAUCAGUGAGCAGAAAGCUACCAUCAAGGCCAUGGACAACAAGAUGAAGAGUCUGGAGCAGCGGAUCGCUGAACUCUCUGAAGCCAAUAAACUGGCGGCCAACAGCAGCAUUUACACACAGAAAAACAUGAAAGCUCAGGAGGAGAUGAUCUCGGAGCUGCGGCAGCAGAAGUUUUACCUGGAGUCGCAGGCGGGGAAACUGGAAGCGCAGAAUGCCAAACUGGAGGAACAUCUGGAGAAGAUGAGCCAGCAGGAGCAGAGCAGGAAGAGCCGACUCCUGGAGCUGGAGACCAGACUCAGAGAGAUGGGUCUGGAGCACGAGGAGCAGAAGCUGGAGAUCAAGCGUCAGGUGACGGAGCUCACGCUCUCGCUGCAGGAGAGAGAGUCUCAGAUCAGCAGCCUGCAGGCGGCGCGGCACGCGCUCGAGAGUCAGCUACAGCAGGCCAAGACUGAGCUGGAGGAGACGACGGCGGAAGCUGAGGAGGAGAUCACUGCGCUGAGAGCCCACAGAGAUGAGAUUCAGCGCAAGUUUGACGCACUGAGGGACAGCUGCUCGGUGAUCACGGACCUGGAGGAGCAGCUGACCCAGCUGACCCAGGAGAACGCCGAGCUGAACCGGCAGAACUUCUAUCUGUCCAAGCAGCUGGACGAGCUGACGGUGGAGAGCGAGGAGCGCCUGCAGCUCAGUCAGGACGUGGACCGUCUGCGCAGAGAGGUGGCCGACCGAGAGAUGCACCUCAACAACCAGAAACAGAACAUCGAGACUCUGAAGACCACGUGCAGCAUGCUGGAGGAGCAGGUGGUGGAGCUGGAGAGUCUGAACGACGAGCUCCUGGAGAAGGAGAGACAGUGGGAGAACUGGAGAUCGGCUCUGGAGGACGAGAAGAGCCAGGCGGAGCGCAGGACCAGAGACAUGCAGAGACUGCUGGACAACGAGAAGCAGAACAGGUUGCGAGCGGACCAGCGCAGCACAGAGUCUCGGCAGGCGGUUGAGCUGGCCGUCCGCGAGCACAAGGCCGAGAUCGUGGCUUUGCAGCAGGCCCUGAAAGAGCAGAGACUGAAAGCAGAGAGUCUGUCUGAUACUCUCAAUGACCUGGAGAAGAAACACGCCAUGCUGGAGAUGAACGCAAGGAGCCUUCAGCAGAAACUCGAGACGGAGAGAGAACUCAAACAAAGACUCAUGGAAGAGGUGAAGGAGAGAGAACUCAAACAAAGACUCAUGGAAGAGAGGAUGGGAAUGUGGAGGAGAAGAUUCUUCAGACUGACGCAGGGACUGCAGGAUGCACUGGACCAGACCGACCUGCUCAAGACUGAGAGAACCGACCUCGAGUACCAGCUGGAGAACAUACAGGCCGUCUACUCGCACGAGAAAGUGAAAAUGGAGGGAACCAUCUCACAGCAGACCAAACUCAUCGACUUCCUGCAGGCCAAGAUGGACCAGCCCACCAAGAAGAAGAAGGGUAUAUUCGGCCGGCGGCGUGAGGAGGUGGGCGUCACGGCUAACGGCGCGGCGGCGGUCUCGUCUCAGUCCUCCGUUCCCCUGCAGUACGGAGACAUGAAGGCAGCGCUGGAGAAGGAGCGGGUGCGCUGCUCAGAGCUGGAGGAGGCGCUGCAGAAGAUGAGGAUCGAGCUGCGCUCCUUACGAGAGGAGGCGGCUCAUUUUAAAGCGCAGGAGCACAUGGCUCCGUCCACGCCGGCCACGGCCCGUCAGCAGAUCCUCAUGUCAGCCAUCGUGAAGUCUCCGGAGCGCCAGCCCAAUCCCAGCAGCCUCCUGAACCCGUCCAGCUCGGCCCGCCGCAAGGAGAGCUCCACGCCCGAGGAGAAGAGGAGGGUGACGUUUGAAAAGUACGGGCGGCGCGUGAAGGAAAGAAUGCAUCACAACAUCCCGCAUCGCUUCACGGUGGGGCUGAACAUGAGAGCGGCGAAAUGUGCCGUCUGUUUGGACACGGUUCACUUUGGCCGACAGGCUGCUACGUGUCUGGAGUGUCGUACUCUCUGUCAUCCCAAGUGUUCCCCGUGUCUGCCGGCGACCUGCGGUCUUCCUGCUGAAUACGCCACUCACUUCACUGAGGCUCUGUGUCGGGAUAAAGCCAGCUCCCCCGCGCCGCAGGUCAAGGAGGCCUCGGGUCACGUGCGUCUGGAGGGAUGGAUGAAGCAGCCCAGGUGCGGCUCUAUUAACUCGGUGAAGCCGCUGGAGGAGUUUGAGCUGUGUUUGCCGGACGGUGAGGUGACGGUGCACGGAGCCGUCGGAGCCUCGGAGCUCAUCAACACGGCCAAAUCAGAUGGGUUUCUGGAGUCUCAUCCUCACACCACGUGUUGGCCGGGUCAGUCUCUGUACUUCAUGGCUCCCAGUUUCCCAGAUAAGCAGCGCUGGGUGGCUGUUCUGGAGUCAGUGGUGGCCGGCUGCAGAGGAUCCCGAGAGAAGAGCGAGGCGGACGCGGCUGGUGUUAAACGUCAGAAGACUCUCUCACCGCUGGUUCAGAAGCUGCUGGGAAACUCUCUGCUGAAGCUGGAGGGAGACGAUCGGCUGGAUAUUAACUGUACUCUACCACUGACUGACCAGAUCGUGCUGGUGGGCUCAGAGGAGGGUCUGUACGCUCUGAACGUCAUCAAGAACUCUCUCACACACAUCCCGGGACUCGAGUCUGUGUUUCAGAUCCAGGUCCUGAAGGAGCUCGACAAGCUGCUCAUGAUCACCGGUGAGGAGCGCGCUCUGUGUCUGGUGGACAUUAAACGGGUCAAGCAGUCUCUGGCUCAGUCUCAUCUGCCGGCGCAGCCCGAUCUCAGUCCAUACAUCUUUGAGGCGGUGAAAGGCUGCCACCUCUUUGCUUCUGGAAAGAUCGACGCGUGUAUGUGUAUCUGUGCUGCGAUGCCUAAUAAAAUCACCAUCCUGCGCUUCAACGACACGCUCAACAAGUUCUGCAUCAGAAAGGAGAUCGAGACGUCUGAACCCUGCAGCUGCAUACACUUCACCGGAUACAGCAUCAUCAUCGGCACCAACAAGUUCUACGAGAUCGAGAUGAAGCAGUAUGUGCUGGAAGAGUUCCUGGAUAAGAGCGACGUGACUCUGGCCUCGGCUGUGUUCGCCGCCUCGUCCCACAGCUUCCCCAUCUCCAUCAUCCAGGUGUCCAGCGCGCCGCAGAAAGUCGAGUACCUGCUCUGCUUCCACGAGUUCGGUGUGUUUGUGGAUGCGUACGGCCGCAGGAGUCGCAGCGAUGACAUCAAGUGGAGCCGCCUGCCGCUGUCCUUCGGUAAAACCUAGUUUUAUUCACCAGCUUUGUUUGUGACGUACUUGUUUUUUAUGUACGUCAUCGAGGUUCAGAGUCACUCUGCGCUCGGGCCUCACGCUUACGCUCACCUGGACAUUCCCAGCCCGCGGUACCUGGGUCCGGCCAUCUCGUCCGGUGCCGUGUAUCUGGCCUCGUCCUACCAGAACAAGCUGCGUGUGAUCUGCUGCAAAGGAAACCUGAGUCAGGAGGCAGAAGCACAGAGAAACGGAUCCACACGCAGCCCGAACAAGCGCGGUCCUCCCACCUACAACGAGCACAUCUCCAAGCGUCUGGCUGCGAUGCCUGAUGUUCAGGAGGGCCUCCAGCAGCCCGGGACGCCCCACCGCUACCGCGAGGCUCGCACCGAGUUCAGACGGGACAAGUCUCCCGCGCGGCCCCUGGACAGAGAGAAGUCCCCCGGCCGGCCGGAGCGGUCCCCCGGCAGGAUGAUGGACCCUCGGCUGGACCGCUCGCCGGGGCGCGUCAUGGACCUGCGCAGGGAGCGCUCACCCGGCCGGGCGUUUGAGGAGCCUCGCCAAAGACUGCACACGGGAUCAGCACGCACCCCCAUCAACACUGUUAACAAGGUCAGGAUGACUAACACACACACACACACACACACACACACACACACUCUCUCACUCUCUCACUCACUCACACACUCUCACACACACACUUACUCACACACUUACAAACUUUAUCAGAUGAAACUGAUGUUCGGUGAGAAGUUAUUACACACUGAUGAAAGAUGA